Messenger RNA from Numida meleagris (helmeted guineafowl), 3585 nucleotides. It is a transcript of the gene LAS1L, whose product is annotated as LAS1 like, ribosome biogenesis factor. The transcript has 13 exons. The record is from RefSeq and is a predicted model, not a curated record. NCBI's taxonomy places the organism in Eukaryota, Metazoa, Chordata, Aves, Galliformes, Numididae. Gene Ontology annotation, cellular component: preribosome, large subunit precursor; Las1 complex. Gene Ontology annotation, molecular function: endonuclease activity. Bases 48 to 1925 code for a protein of 625 amino acids. Gene Ontology annotation, biological process: maturation of LSU-rRNA; maturation of 5.8S rRNA.
GCCCGGCGGAGCGGAAGCUCGACGUGAGGGCGAGCAGCAGCCGCGGCAUGGCGGGGAGCGCCGGGCUAGCGUGGCGCCGUGGACGGCAGUGCUUGUCCCCCGCCCGCAAGCGGCUGAAACCGCUGCGAACUGUGGUGGCGUGGAGGGGAAGGGCGGAGUGGGACCAGGUGAUGGUGGGGCUGUACUGCGGGGACAGCCGGCUGCAGCAGGAGGCGCUGGAUCGGGUGUCGGCCUGGAAGAGCCGGUAUGGCCCUAAAAUGCCUCUUGCAGUGGACUGCACUGCUGAACUGAUUCGUUGCAAGGUCCUGGAUUCAUCUGGCAGACUGAGGUCACAUGAGCUCAUCCUCUCAUAUGGCCUAGCUCUUGUAAGAUUUGUCAACUUGAUCACAGAAAGAAAACAGAAAAUGGUCAGCAUUCCUCUGAGACAAUUAGCCAUAGAGGUGGAUAUCCCCAUCUGGGUUGUGGAUCUCCGUCAUGAGCUGACUCAUGGGAAGCUCCCCCGCCUGGCUCUAUGCCGCAAGGGUUGUGAUGUUGUGCUGGACUGGCUACGAAAGACCUAUUGGAGCCGUCAAUUGGGCAAUAAUUUGUGUGAGGAAAGUGAAGAGGAGGAUGAGGAAGAGGAGCAGGAAGAGAUGGAAGCAAACACAGAGUUAGACAGUGACGCGUGGGAGGUUCAAACCCCACAGCAUGAGGUCUGUCAGAAACACAAGGAAUUCCAUGAAAAAGUCAGAGAUGUGUUGAUAUCCUACAAAAAUGAGCAGUUUCGGGUUAUGCAGACAGUCCAGUCUGUUUCAAAAUCUCGAGAACUGUGGUCUAAUUCUUCUUCAGAAGUGGACUGGAUUCUGGCUCAGAUCAAAGACUUAAUGCAGGAGAACAGGGAAACAGUGGCUGAAGUUCUUCUCAGCGAUGGUUUUCUCAUUCCAACAGUGGAUUGUCUGAAGAUGUUAAAUAUAAAGUAUGAAGCAAAUAAAGAGGUAUGGCAAUUCAAAAUUCCUCAGACAUUUUACUGCUUCUGGCAGCCCUUGCUGACGAGCAUCCUUUCCCGAAGUUUUACACAAACCCUAAUAGACAAAAUGUUUAUGAAGUUGAAGGAGUGUUCUGACUCUUCAGAACUCCAGUCUCAAUUCCUGAUCAACUGGAUUUCUGAGAUGCUGACUAGCAUUGCUAGAGUUAACAGUGGGAAGAAAAGACGUCGCUGUAACAAACGAGCAUACAUGAAGGAAUUGUUCCUUCAAAAAGUUCCUUUGCAGUGGGUAAGACUGACUGAUAACUGCUUGGAAGCUCCCUGCUGGGCAACCCCCCACCUCCUUCAGCUGAUCCUCACAAGCAUGAGACCUCGUUUGCCACGUUCUUCACGAAAGAACCUUCUCUAUCUCACAUCCAUUUACACGGAAGGAGGCAGCCCUUUGUCCACUCCAGGCCUCUCUUCAGACUGCAGUGAACAGCCAGUUUACACUAUAGAGAGCCUACAGUGGAGGGCUAGGCUAGAAAAUCAGGUUAAAAAUGAAGGUCAGACUGUAGAGAAACAAGAAGAUGUACAAGAGAGAGAUGAUGGUGUAGAAGAGGUAGAGGAGGAGGAAGAAGAGAUAACUGAAACAAAUUCUUUGGAAAGACUUGCUCAUUCUAAUAACAUUGUGGCAAUUGCUGAGAAAAAGGCAGAGUUGCAAGGGUCUGCCUGGCAGAUUACUGCAGAUGAAGUGCAAUGGAAAGACUUUCCUCUUGGGAAACUCCCAGGUCAGACUGAUGACCCUGAUGGUCUCAUGUUGGAUAAUUAUUCCAUGAUGUCUCUGCUUGAUCAGCCAGUGAGAGAUGAGUGGAAGUCUUCCACUACAAACUCUGCAGAAUUGAAUAUUCCUGUGACAGGAGGAUUAUUAUGGACCCAGAAUGACUUCCAUAAAAUAAAAAGUGGCCUUCAACUUUUCUAAGACAGUAAAUUACUCUGCAGCUUUCAGUAUUGCACAAGAUAAGUGACAUAGAGGAACUUGUAAUGGUGAUAGGGAAGUAGCCACUCCAGGACUUUUUUUUUUCCGUGAGGAUUUAUUACUUUUUACCGUAUAAAAUCACAAUUUUGGAAACAUGUUGUAAGUUCUAUUUGUAGUAGCUAUUGUCUGCUUGACCACUGUCAAGAGCUUUUAGCUCUAGCUGAUAUUUGUGAAAUACAGUUAGAAUACUUUGGAAUCCCUUUGUGUAAUUUUUUGUCAUGGUUAAUAAAUAUCACUAGUGGAAGGCAAACAUUCUUUCUGGAUGCUGUUUCUAUUUUGGAUAUUCUGGAAAAGGUCCUCUGGUUCUCACUGGCCAUACUACUGAGAGCCCUUCCCUUUCGGAGACACCAAUAUUGUCAUUUAUGAGUUUGGAUUAUUUAGCCAGCAUGAGGUCAUGCUACGAUUUUCAUCUAGCUAGGAUUUCAAAUGAAGGUAAGUUUUUUGAUGUUAUUUCCAUUCACAGUUUCACUGAGUUUGACAAGUCUGUUGUCUUCGCUGCAAAGCUAGCAUGAUUAGCUAGACUAGCUAGUAUGCAGAAAUGGACUUGGUUGCUAUUUUAGAUGAGAACAAGCACUUGGACCUUUUCUUUUCCUAAGUUCAGUUUUCUUUACCUGUAUUAAACAUUCUUGUAACUUAGCAGCUUCUACAAUUACCUGUCAACUACCUUAGGAGUUCAAGCAUGUUAAUUUCAAAACUUCUCUGUAAUAAUUUGUUGGAUUGUAUCUUCUAGGGGUUAAGACAGAGCUUUUCUCUGAGUCAGUCUAAUAAACGGAAUAACUAAGCGGAAAUAGGAGAACGUCAGUGUAGCAUUGUGAAAUGGCAUCUUUUUAAUUCUGUAUAGUUACUGUUCUCAUUAUGUGCUAAUAUAGUCAUUAAAUGCUAUUUAUGCUAUUAAAAAGAUAUUAAAAAGAACAUACCGAUUUAGCAGUAUGUUGGCCAGGAUUAAAUUACAAGUUUAGAUCAGUAUGUUACCUUGGACGCCUUGGGCUGGCUUUCAAGUAAAGGCUUACCUCAGUGUCCUUAAUGUGUUUUUUUUUUUUAUUAUUCUCACUUUUUAUCCAUCUUAUUCCAGUUACUGUCUCUACCACACAGUGAAAAAUUAUUUACGAUGGAAGAUAUGUUGUUUAAGAACUGGUUCUUUACAGUGCAAAGAAACCCAAACUUCUUUCUGUUGUGGGGGAUUUCUCAUGUAAGCCCUUCCCUCAUUGUAGUGUUUUUUGUUAAUUUGCUCUUAGUUACUUGUGGAACCCAAUAGUUCUGUAAGCUUACUUAGGAAAUAUUCAGUGAAUACAAAGGGAUUUUUUUAUCUUUUAUUACUGUAUUCAGUAGAGUAUUAAAUUACUGUAGUUGGCUCUUCUGAAGUCUGUCAGUACAUGUGUAACAGUUCAGAAAGAAAAGUGCUAUGCUGGCAAAUAUUGUGCUAUAUGUGACCUUUUUCCCCCUUCGGUAAAAGUUUACUCUAUUAAAAUUAUGUCCUAGUAUGGUUUCUUUGCCAACUGUAGUCACUGCCUUGUGUGUCUGCCAUCACCCUCCUUAGUGAAUUAUGGAAUAAAAAUCCUGGGCUUUGAUCAAACUACAGAGUCAAAUAAAAUAGCUAAAUCCA